Molecule: messenger RNA, 1128 nt
Organism: Cyclopterus lumpus (lumpfish)
Lineage: Eukaryota; Metazoa; Chordata; Actinopteri; Perciformes; Cyclopteridae
Gene: foxl1
Product: forkhead box L1
Exons: 1
Coding region: 1-1128 (375 amino acids)
Biological process (GO): cell differentiation; anatomical structure morphogenesis; regulation of transcription by RNA polymerase II
Molecular function (GO): DNA-binding transcription factor activity, RNA polymerase II-specific; RNA polymerase II cis-regulatory region sequence-specific DNA binding
Source: RefSeq, a predicted model, not a curated record
AUGACUCUCUACCACGGCCGCCUGCCGUCUCUCGGAGUGCCGCCCUCGGGUCUGAGCCUCUCAGGUCCACCGCUCAUCUACCUGUACGGAGGGGACAGCCGAGGGGUCGUGCCCGCCGCCUUGAGCUUCGUGCCGGCCCGUCAGGAGCCUCCGCAGAAGCCGCCGUACAGCUACAUCGCGCUCAUCGCCAUGGCCAUCAAGAGCGCACCGGAGCAGCGCGCGACGCUCAGCGGCAUCUACCAGUUCAUCAUGGACCGGUUCCCCUUCUAUCACGACAACAAGCAGGGCUGGCAGAACUCCAUCCGCCACAACCUCUCCCUAAAUGACUGCUUCAUCAAGGUGCCCAGAGAGAAGGGCCGGCCCGGCAAAGGCAGCUACUGGACGCUGGACACCAAGUGCCUGGACAUGUUCGAGAACGGCAACUACCGUCGGAGGAAGAGGAAGGCGAAGAGCCAGCAGGAGGCUCUGGACUCCAAAGCCGGAGGACACAAGCGCACGAAGGGCCCGGGCCAAUCCAGGGAUCCUCAAGCCUCCCUGAGACAUCAGACUGGCUCGGGUCUGGAGGCACACGCGGACACAAAAGCGGUUACUGUCGAGUUUAACCACGCGGAACAGACGCCAAAUCCUCCAGGACCUAAAGUGUCCCACAACCAAGACGCGAUUGCGUCCACCGGGAGGAGGCUUGAGUCCCCCGAGCCCGAGACAUGUCCCGUUCCGAGACACGCUCCGCUCUGGAUGGACGCUGCGCGCGUCCCAAGCGCGUCCCCACGCCGGGAGCCAGAGGAGAGACGGUCAGCGUUCAGCGGAAGAGACAAGGACAGAGGUCCGCUCUGCGCCGUCAGCUUCAGUUGCGCAGGGAACACGAACUUGGCUGCGCUCGCGCCGGACAGGCUGAAAGGACACGCGCCGGGCAGGGACAAAUCGAAAGGUUUUAGCAUCGAGAGCAUCUUAUCGAGGAGCGAGGACGAAAUGCGCAGCAGCAUCCUCGGGUUGUCCGCGGAGACAUGCGCAGAGCGCAGUCCGUACGCGGCCCUCGGCGCUCGGCAGCACCAGUUGUACCACAUGGGAUUCCCCCUCUGCUCUUACCUGUCACUCGCCUGCCCCGACAAAGUGCUGCAUUUUAAAUGA